Messenger RNA from Jaminaea rosea, 3666 nucleotides. Its product is annotated as UAA-domain-containing protein. The transcript has 2 exons. NCBI's taxonomy places the organism in Eukaryota, Fungi, Basidiomycota, Exobasidiomycetes, Microstromatales. Gene Ontology annotation, biological process: transmembrane transport. Bases 1 to 3666 code for a protein of 1221 amino acids. The record is from RefSeq and is a predicted model, not a curated record.
AUGCUCCCCCUGCUAGCUACCCUGCUGCAGCUGCUCCUACUCCUGCUCCUCUGCUCUACCCCAUCAAUCCACGCAUCCCCCUUGACCCAUCCAUCACGCGGCCCACGCAUCGCAGGCCCCGAUGCAGAGCAACGCUGCCUCUCCCUCUCGCGCACCUUCAACACCAGCUCGAUCCACUACACGCUCAAUAACACUUUCACCCAAUACUACCCCACAGGGUCCAACCCCUCACUCGAGCUCCUCGCCCAAUCCUUACCACCUGGGGUCCUCCCAUCCUCACCAAGCCUAAAGGCUCUCCUCGAAGGCGUCGGACCGGACUUUGACCUCUCUCUCGACGACUAUGGCAAGAACACGGGGCCAGAAGCAAAGAAUGGGCCGCUGGGAGGUCUGCCAGCCUUCUGCCGUUUCGGAGCGUACAUCAAGACGAGUAACCUCACGCAGGUCUUCGCCGAGGUGUGGAUGCCGCUGGCCGCGAAUGGGAGUAUAGAUUUGGCAGCUGUUAAUGCUACCGACUAUCCGACGAGUAAUACGCCGAUCGAGUUGGAUGAGAAGGGGGGAUUCAUCAAGGGACCGCCCUACCUGGUCAACAAUGGAUCGGCAGCGCCUCCAAGCUCGAGCGCUCCUCCAACCAAUGCAAGCCCCAGCGCAGGUGCCCCCGCCUCCUCAUCGGCACCGCCAGCAGAUGCAGCGUCAUCCCCCUCUUCCUCGCCACCUCUCACUCCACGCUCCUCCUCCCAUCCGACCCACCUCACGGGCACCCAACUCCUCGGCUCAGGCGACGGGUGGAACGGCCGUCUCCUCUACAUCGGCAACGGCGGGCUACGUGGCGCGGUCCCCUUUACGGACCUGAAAGCCAACAUGGCUCGCUAUCGAUUCGCGGUGGUAGGCUCGAACACGGGGCACUGGAGCACCACGGGCGGGGCCACCUGGAUCAACGGCACGCAGAUCAAUGAGACGCUCUUGGAUUGGGGGAAACGGAGCACGCAUGUUUCACGCCAGCUAGGCGAAGAAGUCAUAGCCGCCUUCUACGGCGCUGAGCCGCGACGCGCCUACUACACGGGCUGCUCCAAUGGAGGAAAGCCCGGCCUCGCCUCAGCCAUGUAUUACCCCAAGGACUUUGAUGGGAUCUUGGCGGGGGCGCCGGGGAUCAACUUCAAUCGUAUGAACGUUGGGCAGAUACACACGCAAAAGGUGCACCGCAUCGCCUCGGUCGGGCAGGAGGCUUGGUUCAGCCAGGUGGUCCUUCAGGGCCCCGUGCACCAGACUAUACUGGAUCAAUGCGACCACCUAGACGGGGUCGUCGAUGGCGUCAUCUCUGCGCCCAAGAGAUGCAAGCCGGACUUCAGGGCUGCACUACUCUGUGGCCGUGCCGGCGCCAAGUAUGGGGCAAGCAACGAGACGUGCCUCACAGAGGCGCAAAUCAUCAACCUCGAGGAGCUCUAUCGUCCCACGAUCCUCAACGGGACAUUCAUCUACCCGCCCUUCGCGUACGGUGCAGAGGGGCAAGCUUCGACCCUCAAGGGCACGCAGGCCAAGGCUGGCAAUUUCUUCUCACUAGCCGUACGACGUCAGCCUGACCUCUCGGCAGAGGCGACGGGCAAUUUUUCCUAUUGGGACUCUAUCACUGCGCAAGACGUGGAGGAGGGGGAUAGAGAGGGGCAGAACUGGGUGAGCUACAAGACGGACCUUAGCGAGGCGUUCAGUGCAGGGAGCAAGAUAAUGGUCUACCACGGCCUGGCGGAUGCCUUUACCAUUUCUCCCUACUCGACCGAGAACUACAUCAAGGCCGUGGCGGCCAACAGUAAGACUCGUGGGCCCCUCGAUGAGCACAUGCGUUUCUAUCCGGUGCCGGGGAUGCACCACUGUCGUGACGGGCCGGGGGCGUGGCAUUUUGGUGGUCCGACGCAAAAUGAUGCGGGGAACCGACCUUACCUCUUCAGGACGGAUUAUGAUAUGUUGUUGAGCCUGGUAGCGUGGGUGGAACGCGGGCACAAGGAGGAAUAUCAGGUGGGAGCCGCGUACGGGAUGAGGGAGAAGGUGAUUCCUGAGGAGCCUGCGGAGGGAGCAAGCGCGGGUGGGGGGAGCUCGGCUGAGAAGAGGAAGAGGAGCAGCGCUGAUGAGGUGAUCGAGUGGAUGGGCGAGCAGGAACGCGACGCCACGGGUGGCUUGCCGCUGGACGCACUCGCUCCUCCCCUCACCAACAGCACCUCCUCCCCCUCUCCCAACAACAGCUCCGUUCCCGCCGCGCCUGCCCCGCCUCCGCAGCCAAAAGAGCCCCUCCUCCCGACCGUCUACUCGAGCUACCAUUACGGGUUGCGUUUCACGCGCAAGCUCUGCCCUUGGCCCAAGGAGGCGAAGUACGUGGGGAAGAAGGGAGAGGAGGGUGCGAUGGGUGAGGACGCUUACAAGUGGUUUGACAUUUACGCAUUUUUCCUCCUCUGGGCCCUCCUCCAAGAGCGACUCACGACAACCCCUUACGUGACGCACGCACACGAUGGCAUUGCCUUGAUCCCUGGUGAGGUGGGGACCACCACCGAGUACUUUUCUAGUCCCUUGUUACUCCAGUGGGGUCAAGCGGUCGCGAGUACGGGAGUGGCGACAGCUUAUCUGCUGGCUGUCGGGCGCAGAAAUAGGGGAAAAGGAGGGGGAGAGACGAUUUGGGAGAGGCUGGGGUUGGCAGCUCUUUUGCCCUCGGGAGCUCAGAGGAUUGAGAAGCAGGUGACACCACCUCAGCCAAAGGCCAAUGGACAUGUCGUCGCCUCCUCAUCAUCACAGGCGCGCAUAUCCCCACUCCUCACCCGAUAUCUCCUCAUCUCCUUCCUCCAAUCCACCUCCUCUCAGCUGGGCCUCCAUUCCCUCUCACACGGCAUCUCCUACCCUACCCUCACACUCGCCAAAUCAUGCAAACUGGUACCCGUCCUCCUAAUGAACCUUCUCCUGUAUCGUCGCCACUUCCCACGAUACAAGUACCUCGUAGUCGGAAUGGUCACCGCGGGUAUCUCGGCAUUCAUGCUUGGAGGGCAGGCCAAGAAGAGUAGUAGCAACAAAGGAGGAGCAGCGGGGGACAGUCUCAUUGGGGUCGCCCUCCUAGUGCUCAAUCUCGUCCUAGACGGGGCCACCAACUCGACGCAGGACGAGGUGUUCCACCGAUGGACCGUCAGCGGGCCGCAGAUGAUGCUGGUCAUGAAUACCCUCUCCUCCCUGCUCCUUGGGGCUAGCCUCGUCUUGCCCCUGCCGGCAAUCCUGGGCGGCACACACGAUAGCAGCGCGAGUGGCACCGUCUCCGGCUCGGAACUAAACGCCGCUCUCUCCUUCAUCUCGCGUCACCCCUCGGUCCUCCGGGACAUCUUGUCCUACGCAAUGGCCGGAGCUCUGGGACAGGUGGCCAUCUUCGAGACCUUGCAGCGUUUUGGCAGCUUGACGCUUGUGAGCAUAACGGUUACGCGCAAGUUGUUCACCAUGCUGUUGAGCUUGAUCGUGUACUCCCAUCGAUUGACGGCGAUGCAGUGGGGCGGGGUGGGGGUGGUCUUUGUUGGGUUGGGAGUGGAGGCGAGAGAGAAGAGGAGGGAAGCGGGUAAGAAGCGGGGUAAGCAGAGCAUGGGAUUGGAUGGGGAUGCGGGGGCAAAUGGUGGGGUAAAGACGACAGAGAAGAAGAAGGUGACAUAG